AUGGAGGGUGAGACAGCUGCAGCAGAAGCGGGGAACGCGGCCAUGAAGGCAGCCGACAGCCAUCACGCCCAGGAACACGGCGCAGGCACGACGACGACGAGCAGCACCAGCACCAGCACCCACAGCAGCGGCGCGGCAGUGGCGGCACCGGCAGCUGGGAGUGACGACGGAACAAGUAGCAACGGGUCGUCCGACGUCGCAGCCCUCCAUCCCAACAAGCGGAUGCGACUCGACUCGACGACGGCCACUGACAGCGGAUUGAGCAUGCCCACACUAGCAAUGCCAGCGCCGAUGCAGAUGCCGAUGCAGAUGCCCCUGAUGAUGAUGGCUGCUGGGACAACGACGACCCCAAAUGGCUUCCACCACCCCACAGCAGCUGGAUCGCCGACCGUCGUGCACCUGGCAGCACCCAACGCAUACCCGCACCCGCACCUGCACUCACCAAUGCAGUUCCAUCAGCAGCACUCGAGCAUUGCCGUGCAGAGCCCAAAUGGCACCCUUCACAACAGUCACAACAGUCACAACAACGGCACACUCCCGCCGCUCCCGCCGCGAUCCGCGGACGCAGGAACUCCGCGAGCCUUCUUUGGAAAUAUGGACGGACCCCUGUCCGCCCCGCUCUACCCAGUCCCCACGGCGACAAGCACGGCCACGCCGGGUCCCUACCCGCACCAGGGCGAGAUCACUGCUGCUACUGCCGCCAGUGGCUCGCCGUUUGGCCGGCAACGGACCUUUUCAGAAACCAGCCUGGUUGGCCAGCCCAUUACACCGCCUGCUAUUCGUUCCUCUGGAGGACACGGCCCGCCCGGAACGCCCGGGUUUGCGCACUCGCCGCUGGUCCAGCCGUCGGCCAUGUCUCCGACAUCCGUGCACGCGCUCGGCGGCACGCCAAAAACCGUCACGUUCGCGUCUCCGAGCGUCGACUCGUCCUACGCCUCGAACGCAGACCCCAUCAAGCUCAGCGAGCUCAAACAAAAGCGACGACGCCUGUCCAUCAGCGAGCCGUCCAAACGCGUCCCGGACUUUUUGCGGGCGGCUGCAGCAUCUGCGGCCACUGCUGAGGCAACAUCGCCAUCCACGUCUCCUCCUCCUCCUCCUCCUCCAUCUGCCACCGCUGCCUCCGCUGCCGUGGAAGACGACGCCGCUACCACCACCACCACCACCACCACCGCCACCGCCGUUGCAACGACAGCCCCGACAAAACCCGCCGCUGAGAGUGCUUCUGCGGAUGGCACGUCCCUCGCGCCCAUCGUGCCUGCUCCCCGCCCCGCUUCCGCACCCACAGCUCUCGCUUUCUCGAGCGACGAAGCCGACCAGCCUCCGUCGUCUGCCGAGUCCUCUGCACCCAGCAGCGCACUCGCAGUGGACGCAAAGCGCGAUGGCCUUUUUGCGCCUGCCACCCAGACAACGCACGAGUCCGCCUCACCCAUCCCGAUUGCGAGCUCGCUGGAGCCCGGCCCAGAAGCCAUUCCAGCAUCCCACGCUGGGACGGGUGCAUCACCAGUCAUUCCUCUGCUUGCACCACCACCAAGCAUCACCCCUGGCAGCGUCACAUCGCCGGGCUCGAUUGUCGUCCCAAUGAUUGUCAUCAAGGACGAAGCGGGCACCACCACUCAAGGCGAUCUGUACGACUACAAGCCGUUGUCCGCGAUGGCGUCUCCGUAUUCCGAACACGCGGCGUGUGAAGCCUCCAUGUUUGCGCGUUCGCCCAGCGAAUUGGAGAAUAUUCUCGUGCUGAACGUCACCGAGCGGUGGCCUGAUGCAGGUCUGACCUUUCCGCGCAUUCGUCACUGGGCCCUCGUCACUCCGUGGAGUGGUUCGCGCGGCGGCACUCACAGCGCGAGCUCCGCCCUUUCUCGCGCAGGCUCUGCGAAUGAACUGGGCGCGCCAAGUCAACUAGACCAUUCCGAGCCUGGAGCGCGAUCGCCGAGCCUGAGUGCUCGGUCCCCGUCCUCCUCCAGUGCCGCAAAGCUUGAGCCGCCGUCUCCAUCUGGCGGGGCGACUCUCAGCAGCCCGCGAGACACUCCCUCGGCCGCCAUGCGCCGUCGCCAGUCUGGCGUUGGCACGGGAGGCCAGCAGCAACAGGUUGCCAACAACGCAGCGGCCGGCGCGACGGACGCGACUCUGCUCGCUGCGUCGGAUUCUGCCUCAGCCCCAGCGCAGCCACAGGCACCUGCGGAGCACGGAGGGGUGCCUCCAACCCCCGCCGCCGCAGAGCAUCCGCACGUGUCGCAGCAGCAGCAAAUGUUCCACAUGCAUUACAUGAAGGACGGGCGAGCGAGCGAUAUGGCUGGUGUGCCAACUGCUCCUGGAGCGAAAACUCGCAAAACCAAAAAGCAGCAGCAGCAGCAACAGCAACAGCAGCAGCAACAACAACAACAGCAACAACAGCAGCAACAACAGCAGCAACAGCAGCAACAACAGCAACAACAAUUACAGCAUCAACAUCAACAACCAAACAUCCAUUUUGCGCCGCAUCCGAAUCAGCAGCACAUGCAGUAUCAGCAGCAAUUUCCGCCACAGAACCAAGGAUUUAUGGACCAACAACAACUCAUGUUGCAGCACCAGCACCAGCUUCAGCACCCCGAUCAGCAACAACUCCAGUACCAGCAAAUGAUGAUGCAACAGCAGCAACAGCAGCAGCAACAGCAGCAGCAACAUCCCGAACAGCCGCUCCACCAGCAAAUGAUGCAGCAACAGCAGCAAAUGUUUGCGCAGAUGAAUUACGGCAACAACGCGUAUGCACCCCCGCAGACCAUCACGCUGCUGGAUUUGCCCACGUACCAGUUCAUCGACGUGUACGGCCAUACUCAAACAGUCUACGGCAUUCCGCCAAACCCCGUUCCGUACGGCUACACGGGGCCAGACCACGUCCCUCCCAUGACCAAUGGUGUGGCCCACGCGCACCUCGGCUACAAUGCCGAAAUUGGGCACAUGUACUCGAUCGAACCGCCGCAAAUGACAAUGAUGUACGAGCCAGCGCCAAUUUCGAGCGGUCUGGAAUUGCAAAUCGGUCAGCGCAUCGAGGCCUUUGAUGCAGAGGGUGCUUGGCACGUUGCUCGUGUGCGCAGGCGAGACGUCGAGGACGCGACCGUCUCAAAGAUUGUUCCUCCUGGUUCGUUUGUGCUGGUUCAUUACGAGGGGUAUGGCCCCGAGUUUGAUGAAUGGCUGCGAGUUGGCGCGCUUCGUCAUGUUAUGACAGCCCUGCACUUUGGACCCGAUGGUCCCGAGGAUGUCCUCAAGGAAGGUCAUAAGAGCAGAACAGCCCUCAUUUACGACCGCGGCAUGCUGUCUCAUCGCUGUUCUUGUGAUAGCAAGCGACAUGUGCAUCCCGAGCAACCAGAUCGUCUUGCGCGAAUCCUGCGAGCGAUGGAUUCCGAAGGCUUCCUGGAUCGGUGCGCAAGGCCGUUCUCGCGAGAGGCCGCAACGGAUGAGCUUGCCCAAGUUCACCAGCUUGCUCAUGUCGAGCACUACGGCUUUAUUGGAAGCGCGCCACCGGAUUUGGAGACGAUGGAAUGCGGUGGCAAAGGUGUCGCAUGCGAUACCGUCUUCAACAGCGCCACCACUGGUCGUGCCGCGCGCCUUUCCUCUGGCUGCUUGCUGCAGCUGACAUCGCUUGUCAUUCAAAACGAAAUUGUGAAUGGCUUUGCCGUCAUUCGUCCACCGGGACAUCACGCCGAGGCCAACGAAGCCAUGGGCUUUUCAUUCUUUAAUAACGUGAGCAUUGCGGCCGCGGCCGCGAAAGCGCACGGCAUGAAACGCAUUCUCAUUGUUGACUGGGACAUCCACCAUGGCAAUGGAACUCAAAACAUCUUUUACAACGAUCCCUCCGUGCUGUAUCUGAGCCUGCACCGGCACGACGACGGCAACUUUUACCCGUACACGGGCGACGCUGAUGAGUGCGGCGCGGGCGAGGGUGUGGGUAAAAAUGUCAACAUCCCAUGGCGUGGCAACGGCGCCAUGGGCAACAACGAGUACCUGGCCGCAUUCUACUAUGUCGUGAUGCCGAUUGCGCGCCAGUUCAAUCCCGAGCUUGUCUUUAUCUCGGCUGGCUUUGACGCAGCUGAAGGCGACCUCAUUGGCAACUACAAGGUUACACCAGCGGGCUUUGCGCGCAUGACUGCUUGGCUCAAGGAACUCGCUGGCGGCAAAGUGAUUCUUGCCCUGGAGGGCGGGUAUGAUCUAAACUCGUUAUCGACAUGCGCAACAGCGUGCAUUCGGGUGUUGUUGGGCGAACAGCCUCCGCCGAUCCCGCCGAGUAGCAAUCAAUACGACACGCGAAAUUCCAACCAGCCAUCCUCCGCCGCCAUCACGCUGCUGAAGCGCGUCAUCAACAUCCAACGCGAACAUUGGUCUGAGCUGCGCAUGCCAAGCUCGUUCGACCUUCCAUACGAGCUGUAUGAGAACACCUCCUCCGCCAUGCCCAAGUCUCCUCGAGGGUCGCUUGGUCCCCGAACACGUCGCGGAGUCCAUCCGCGAGACCUCGAUUAAUACGGGAGGAUGGGGCUUUUUGUCUGCUUUAGUAAUUUUUUUUUGGUUGAGGAUGUUUGUGAAUUUCUUUUGAUGGCUAUUACGAAGCGGGGGCUUUGUUUGGUUGUCCAGUCGAACGAGUGGAGCGUGAAGGUCUGGCUUGUAACCGAAUACAAUGGUUUAGCUUG
Messenger RNA from Capsaspora owczarzaki ATCC 30864, 4658 nucleotides. Its product is annotated as histone deacetylase. Gene Ontology annotation, biological process: chromatin organization. Lineage: Eukaryota; Filasterea; Ministeriida; Capsasporidae. The coding region runs from base 1 to 4491 and encodes 1496 amino acids. Gene Ontology annotation, molecular function: histone deacetylase activity. Gene Ontology annotation, cellular component: histone deacetylase complex. The transcript is spliced from 7 exons. The record is from RefSeq and is a predicted model, not a curated record.